AUUUCUUCGUGUACAUAGUUGCAAUGUAUAAACUGAUAAUCCAUUUGUUCUGAAAUAAUAGUCAUAUGUUGUCAGAACUUAUAUUGAAACAGAUAGGAGUAAACAGAUCUGGAGGUCCCUAAACUUUGCCAAAAGGAGCAGUUUAGUCCCUCAACUUUGAAAAGGAGCAGUUUAGUCCCUCAAAACGGAUGGAAACAGCUACUUUUGCUAACACCGUUUGAUUUUCCGUUAAAUUAAAUAAAAUAAUAAUAAUACUACUUUAAAAAAAAAGAAAAUUAAUUUACAUGUGUAUUAAUGAUUUGAAACAGAUGAUUUCAUUACUUUUUAGCAUUUUCAACUUAUUUCGCGUUUUCACAUUUACACGUUUCUAUCCUCUCCCUUUCUAGGUCCUUCCCAGUUCCCACUCACUCACUUCUUCUCCGUAGCAAAUCCACAACACUUUCUCUCUUCUCCCCCAUCCAUCUCCUGGAGAGUAAACUAAAAUCAAUACAAUUUAUCCAAUAACAUUUUCAUAAAACUACACAAAAAAUCAAAAAAUGGGCAGAGAGAUAAGAAAUACCUCCAGAAAACCAACCGGAGCGGCACGUCGCAACAGAGAGCGUGGAGGUAAGCAACGCAGAGGCGGUGGUCGUGUGAUACUAGAUCAACUAUUCAACACAACAACUCAAUUCAACCGGAGAUCUGAAGUGAAAUCGCCAUUGUCUCAGUUAUUGGAAUCGAAUUCCGAAUUUAUGGACAAUUUGCGGAGCUUAUUGCAGAAAAAACAUGAAAUUGGGUUAGAUGAAGAAGCAUUGAAUAUUCUGGGUAAAUUGGUAGAAGCUCAACCUUUUGAAAUGGAGAGGUUAUUGAGUGAAAUGGCAAAAGCCCAGGAAGCAUUUGAGGAUAUCCUUGCACUGAAUCCUCUCUCUUUUGAGGCAUUGUUUGAGAAUGCUUUGCUGAUGAAUGGGUCUAGCGAAAGCGAUACCGUGAUUGCUAGGCUAGAGCAGGCUUUGAGCAUUGCCAUGGAUGAGAAUAAGGCGAAGGAAGCUAGGGAUGUAAGGUUGAUCAUUACUCAAAUUCAGUUUUUGCAUAAGAAUGUAGAUGAAGCAUUGAAAAAUUAUGAGGAAUUAAUCAAGGAGGAUCCUAAAGAUUUUUGACAAAAUGUGAUGAAAAGAGAGAGAGUUUGUAUUGAUGAUCAAAACUAAUGAAUAAUUAUUACAGUAAUGAAGGUCUUUUAUAGCUUAAUACAUUCUAGAAGCUACUGAAAUCUGUUACAACUAACUCCUAGAAAUAAGGAAGCUAUACUAACUGAAAGUGCCAGCGUGGCAUCUCUCAUGCACUACAAUGCAGCACGUACUGAUCUAAUGCUCAAGCUGAUCAAUUGUGCAACAUGUAUAAGCUUAACAGUCCCCCUCAAGAUGGAACAUCACAAGUUCCAAUCUUGGACAAUAAUUGUUGAAACUGUGCAGAAGAAAGAGGCUU
Molecule: messenger RNA, 1461 nt
Organism: Spinacia oleracea (spinach)
Lineage: Eukaryota; Viridiplantae; Streptophyta; Magnoliopsida; Caryophyllales; Amaranthaceae
Product: protein SLOW GREEN 1, chloroplastic-like
Exons: 1
Coding region: 537-1136 (199 amino acids)
Molecular function (GO): protein binding
Source: RefSeq, a predicted model, not a curated record